This is a messenger RNA of Tribolium castaneum (red flour beetle), 1277 nucleotides long. RefSeq names its product cell division cycle-associated protein 3. The transcript is spliced from 2 exons. Bases 174 to 1172 code for a protein of 332 amino acids. NCBI's taxonomy places the organism in Eukaryota, Metazoa, Arthropoda, Insecta, Coleoptera, Tenebrionidae. The record is from RefSeq and is a predicted model, not a curated record.
AAUUUAUUAAUUUUUUGAUGGUGAAUUUCGUGCUGUCACGUUGGCAGCACAAUAUCUAACGGUUUUGUUUUGUUUUGCCCAACUUGAAUUUAAAUGCCCGUUUUCUUGUUGGUGUUCUUGUAAAAAACAGUGAUUAAAACUUGAAGGUGAUAAAAUAAUCGCAAUUUUGAACAAUGGGUGGCCAAGAGAGCAAAAUCGAGCAGCCUCCAACUCAAGACGAAGAGCGGCAAGAGGAGCCCCAAAACGUGAGCACACCAUCUACCCCCAUUUUAACCCCUUUGGAUCCACGAUCACCUAGUGCUAACAUUGCUCGGACACCUCUCGAGCUAAUUCUGAACAGUAAAACCAUUGAAAACACACCUAAGGUCAUUGAAAGUGAACCUGAAGACGCUGUGAAUGUGGUUUUGGGUAUUGACCCGCGUUCCCCGACUGUGGAGUUCAACAGGACCCCUAUAAUUGUGGGGGCUGUCACUAAGGAGAAGCAACCAAAAGUUUUGAAAAAUAAAAAUUUGGAUAACGUCCGCAAGUCCGAAAUUCAGACAACUCCCGUGGCUGUUGAACGCAAAUCAGUUGUGCCACCUAAGCUUCUGAGCACUAGUCCAGUUUCAUUAGUUACCAACUACAAGAGAAAGUCUUUUGUUGGGCUUCUUGAAACUAAUGUUGAUUUUACAGAGACUGACUUGGACACUGUCCAAGCUAACUUAAAUGCAAGCUUGCCUGUUGAGAUACCUGAAGACUUGCCGUCUAACAAGCUCAAAAGCCAAAUGGAGAGUUUGCAGUUAGACUGUACAAAAUUAAACGAGGAAGCAUCAGAGCCAAAACUUGCAGAUGAGAAAGAAAUUAAUGUCACAGCUCAAGUGAAGGAUUUCGAUAAAAAACUCACAAGUUUGAUUUAUGAAGAUGAGAGUGAAGAUGACAAUAAACUCACUCUGAGACUGGCGAAGCUUAGGGAAAACAACCGCACGCCUCUGAGCGACCGAAAUUCCAAUGAAAACAAUAAAAAGGUGGUAAAUAGAUUAAGAGUUAGUGAUAAGCCAAGGAAGUCUGAGAGUAGAAUUCCAGUUUUGAAAGACAAUCAGCGACGAGUUAGCGUCCAGUGUGAGAACACUCCUCCAAUGAACAUGCGUUCUAAAAUACCGCACUGGGAUGCAGACAAGACCCUGAUUAUUUAAUUACAAUUUUCGUGUUCCCCAUUUUUUACUUUAAUAGAAUUGUGCUUUUUGUAAGCUAAGUCGUGUGUAUAUUUCUGUCUCGAUUAAAGCCAGUGUUACAUGAAA